AGUCGGGUUGGCAAGGGAGACAGAGGAGAGCUUUGUGUGCUGUGCUUGCUCUGACACAGCUCAGCCUGCUCCCUAUCUCUCAGUUCCACUUCUGAAUGUGCGGGAACAUGCGGUGGCUCCUUUUUCCCACCAUCAUCAUCGCUUGUACACAACAGUUUUUCUGCAGGGCACAAGCCCACAGCCCGCAUCUGAAGGCUGGGGGAAAGCCUCCGGAAAGCAGCGAGGUCCUGCAGCGCCAGGAGCUGUGCCACUGGCCGUGCCGCUGCCCGCCCGUGCCCACCUGCAGCCCCGGCGUGAGCCUGGUGAAGGACGGUUGUGGCUGCUGCAAGGUCUGUGCCAAGCAGGCGGGAGAGACCUGCAACGAGGCAGACAUCUGCGAUCCCCACAAAGGCCUCUACUGCGACUACUCAGAAGACGAGCCUAGGUAUGAAACAGGCGUGUGUGCAUAUCUGGUAGCCGUAGGAUGCGAGCUCAAUGGAGUUUACUAUCUUAACGGGCAGACCUUCCAGCCUAACCCGCUCUAUAAGUGCCUGUGUGUCAGUGGGGCGAUUGGAUGUACGCCUGUAUUCACACCCAAACUAGCAAAAAGUCCCUGCACCAGGCAUGCGGGCAGAAAGAAACCUGGACAGUCCGUCUGUGGCCCGGGAAAGCAGAAGCAGCUUCAAUCAACCAACUACAGACUGAUGUCAGUUUACAGAAACUUACCACUAGUUUUGAAGAAAAAUUGCCUAGUACAGGCAACUCCUUGGACACCCUGUUCCAGGACCUGUGGCAUAGGCAUAUCCAGCAGAGUGACCAAUGAAAACAAUAAAUGUGAAAUGAAAAAAGAAAAGAGAUUAUGCUUCAUCCAGCCUUGUCUGACCAACACCCUGAAGACAAUAAAGAUUCCAAAAGGAAAAACUUGUCAACCAACAUUCCAGCUUCCUAUAGCAGAGAAACUUGUUUUUUCUGGAUGCUCAUCUUCACAAACCUACAAACUAACUUUCUGUGGCGUGUGUUUGGACAAGAGGUGCUGCAUACCUAAUAAGUCCAAGAUGAUCACUGUAAAGUUCGAAUGUCCCAAUGAAGGCUUCUUUAAGUGGAAGAUGAUGUGGAUAACAUCUUGUGUAUGUCAGCGGAUUUGCAGUGAUCCAGGAGAUAUAUUUUCUGAACUUAAAAUUUUUUGAGUUACACCAUCGACUGUAAUACACUACAAGGGUGACAGACAGCACAGUCACAUCCUGAAGAGUUAGUGUUACCUGCCAUCCCAGCAAUCUUUAUAGUAAAACUACGUAUGUGAAUGUUAAUAAAACAA
Molecule: messenger RNA, 1294 nt
Organism: Oxyura jamaicensis (ruddy duck)
Lineage: Eukaryota; Metazoa; Chordata; Aves; Anseriformes; Anatidae
Gene: CCN6
Product: cellular communication network factor 6
Exons: 5
Coding region: 96-1166 (356 amino acids)
Biological process (GO): signal transduction; cell adhesion
Cellular component (GO): extracellular region; extracellular matrix
Molecular function (GO): heparin binding; integrin binding
Source: RefSeq, a predicted model, not a curated record